AUGGAUAAGGGUUUAUUUGCAGAAACAAGGGACGACUCAAAAGCAUUACUGAAAGCGCACCUCAAUAUGGGAAUUAGUAACAAAUCUUCACUGUCUGCCUGGCCAAGCCAUGUUGUUUCUCAGGGACAGUAUGUGACUCUUACUUGUGACACUCACAGUGAGUCUAAUAAAUUCAAGCUGUACAAAGAACAUGGAACUCCUAUUCCUCAGUUCCAUAACAAAAUAUUCCAGAAGAGCCUUCUCUUGGGACCUGUGACUCCAGCAUAUGCAGGAACCUACAGAUGCUAUAAUUAUAAACAUCAAUACCAUGAUGAACUUUCAUCAUACAGUGACCCUCUGAAGAUCAUAAUUUCAGGAAUCUACAGGAAGCCUUUUCUUUUAGCCCUACCAACUCCCCUGGUAAAAUUAGGAAAGAAGAUGACACUGAAGUGCCAUUCAGAGAUUAUGUUUGACACUUUCACUUUGACUUCACAUAGAAUGGGAGUAAUCAAGGACUCUUUCCAGCUCUCUGCAGAAUCUCAUCGUGGGGGAUCCCAUGCCAACUUCCCAAUAGGUCCUGUGACACCUGACCAUGCUGGGACUUACACAUGCUAUGGUUCUUACCACCAAACACCAUAUGAGUGGUCUGAAUCCAGUGACUCUGUUGACAUAAAGAUCACAGGUUUAUACAAGAAACCGACUCUGUCAGCCAUGAUGGGCCCUGUGGUGAUGCCAGGAGAGAACAUGACCUUGUCCUGCACCUCUGACCAUCAUUUUGAUAUGUUCCAUCUGUCCAGGAAAGGGGUACCUCAGGUACUUGGACUGCCUGCAGUUCAGAGUCACAAUGGAACAUUCCAGGCCAACUUCCUUCUUGAUCCUGUGAUACAGGAAGAGAACUAUAGAUGCUAUGGCUCUUUCAGGAACUCCUGCAAUGUGUGGUCAUCCCCAAGUGACCCAUUUUACCUUCCUGCUGACAACUUAUUGGAUUUAUAUCUUUCAGCAGAUAAUCACGGACUCCUGCAUAUUCUGAUUAGAGUGUCAUUUUUGAUGAUGGCUGUCUUCCUCAUGUUCAUCAUUCAUUCUCGGUGCUCUGCCAAAAGGAAUAAGUAUCGGGAAGGAGUCAGUGAGUGUCAUCUGAGUAGCAUGAGAAACUGA
Molecule: messenger RNA, 1134 nt
Organism: Microtus oregoni (creeping vole)
Lineage: Eukaryota; Metazoa; Chordata; Mammalia; Rodentia; Cricetidae
Product: killer cell immunoglobulin-like receptor 3DL1
Exons: 5
Coding region: 1-1134 (377 amino acids)
Source: RefSeq, a predicted model, not a curated record